Molecule: messenger RNA, 525 nt
Organism: Saprolegnia parasitica CBS 223.65
Lineage: Eukaryota; Oomycota; Saprolegniomycetes; Saprolegniales; Saprolegniaceae
Exons: 1
Coding region: 13-402 (129 amino acids)
Source: RefSeq, a predicted model, not a curated record
CCAAGAAGCACCAUGGCGCGCGAAGCUGUGGAAGAAGAGAGUACGUGCAAGUACGUGUACAAGAAGUGCCUCAAUGCGCGCACGACCAAGAAGAACGGUCAUCUGCACUCUCUCUGCGAGUACCACCGCGCCAAGGCCAACUCGAUCCAGAAAGCAUAUGCGACCAAGAAACGGUCACUGCACAAGGCGCUCAAGAGCCCGACGUCCGUCGAUGGGCCCAUUCCGUUCGGUGGCGCGACCAACGUCUUUGACGUCUCCGAGACCGAAUGGCUUGACAUCCUGGAAGCGCUCGGGGUCUCGCCGAGCGAUAGCCACCACAACGACGACGUGCUCGUGAAGGAUGAGUUCUUUACGCUCGCCGACGACGACGUUGUGAUCAAGGAUGAGUGCAUUGCUGUUUGAGCUCGAAGGCAAGUCCAUUUUCUUAUUUACGGCCUCUGGAGGCGCGAUCCAAGUACUCUAUUACCUAUAACCUAUAUAAACACUACGACACGAUUUUAAUGCUAAACAACGAUUCCAAACUCC